CUAUGAUGAUCACCGAAAUGCCCGAACAGCCAACUACCAUCCAACAAAGAAGCAAUGAUGGCUGGGCAUUCCUCUCACGCUCUCUCUUACCGCCAUGAACAAUGAUGACCAGCCCUCGAGAUCUCCCCCCGCCUUGCCUCCAGGAGCUAUGGCCCCGACUCCAAGAAUAGAGAAUCCACGCGACGACAGCCCGCCAGCGACACCUUCUCAUCGGUUACUUGGGUCUGAAGAGCCUCAGUAUGCUACAUAUAGAGAAAAGUCGGCCUCGUGGACGAACACGGCUGUUAAACUCACAGACGAGUCUGGCAUUGUUACUAAACCAUGGAUACCCUACCCACUAAGACCCUGGUUCUGGAUACCUUUUGUUCUCUUGAUGAUAUUAGGCGCCAUUGGCUUAGAAGUCGCCCUUCAUUUCAGUAACAAGAACUCUGGAUGGGCCACGAAUGAUGCUUUCAGUAGUCAGACUGGCGUUCUGCACUACGUCUAUACCCUGCCUCCCGUCGCCGUUGCCGCUGUCAUUGUCGCCCUAUGGACAUGGACAGAUAUCGAAAUCAAAAAGAUGCAACCUUAUGUCGACCUCGUUCAUGGUGAUUCCCCACCUAAGCGGAGUCUCUUGUUAGACUAUACCCGAACAAACAACUUUUUCGUAUGGUCGCGUGCAGCGGCCAAUAAACACUAUCUCGUCGCUCUCGCGUCUCUUAUGGUGCUGCUAUCCCUUACUUUCCAACCCUUAGCAGCUGCGUUGUUGGUAGUUCGCGAUACUUGGUGGGGAUUGCCAGAUACUACCGUGAAUACCCUGGCUGCCAUCGGAUUGAACCAGAAUCAGAACUUUGAUGAUUUGACUUCGUUUUUGACGGCAGCGGGAUUCGCGUCCGCUUCCGUGCUAUAUAACCUGGGCAACUCGCCGUUUGUCUUUGAUGGAUAUACCGUUGCUCCGUUUCAGCUGCCCAAUGAUGUUCCUGUCAACAGUACCAUGAUUUACGCAAACACUACAGCGCUCAGAAGCGAUCCCGGCUGUCAGGCUGUAUCCGUUAAUAUGGCCCAAAAUACGGAUGGUAGUGGAUGGAACAAUUCUGUAAGCUCGAACGGAUGUAGCAUAUCGUUUGCCAUUGACCGUAAUGCGACGAACCUGUUCGGCACUGAUAUACCGACGUGUGAUUCCGAUGUUCCCCCGCAAUUCAGUCCAGUGAUUUUCUGGUUCUUCACAUAUGAACCCCAGGCCGCAGCGUCUGCUGCACUCUGCUUCCCUUCAAUCACACUCUGGGACGUAAAUGUCAACCUCGACUUAGCCAGUGGGAAUAUUACCCAAGUAACGGAAUUACGUCCCUUCUCUUCUUCGUCCAAUUUCUCGUCGUUAUCUGCGAACGUGACCGGUCCACCUUUAAACGGGCGAGCGUAUAAUGGGAUUGAGUUUAAUUUGACGAAUCCAGAUAGGUUCGUGCUUGCCAGGAAAAAUGCAACGCAGCUGCAGAUGCCGGCUGCGGUGUUUCAGGCUGCUGUCCAGAGUCCAGAGGGCUUGAUCGGCUCAUUCCAGGCUAAUACGUUCGCGAGGCUGUCCUCCAAUGUUUAUAGGACGUAUUUGACGCUCAUCGCAAAGACUGUAUAUUUCCUAGACAACAGUGAACCGAUAACGAUUCAGAUGAAGACAGUGCAGAAGCGGAUUUGGCUGAGUGAUGUCGCUGUCCAUCUGCUAGCAGUUGCGAUGUUCCUGCUUGCAUUUUUCGCGACAAUUAUCCAACUCUUUCAUCGUUACGACCGACGCAGCCUCCGGCUCCUUCAUGAGCCGGGGACAAUUGCUUCGGCUGUGAGUAUUGGUGCUCAGACUGGGAUGGGUGAUCUCCUUGCUGGUCGACAGCAUCCCAAAGACAUAUCGGCAGCUCUGCAGGAUAAGAAAUUCAGAAUUGACCCAAAGACAAUGAAGAUCGUGAUGGAGGGGGAAGAUGGAUAUGAGUUUGCGGCUAGUCCCGGCAUCAUGGACAGACGUCGGUCUAUAUUUGCUGCGCUACAGAGUCAGCGAAUUAGUAGGAGGUUCUCGUCGAAAACUCCAAUUAGUCCGACGACACCCAAAGAACCAUUACCGUAAUGGAAGGUUUCUGUAGAUUAUGUUGUUUAGGCUUGGUUUAGGCCAAGAAAUUAAUAUGAUUAGGUUUAACCCCAGUGUGAUUACACAAUGUGGGGUAAGG
Messenger RNA from Desarmillaria tabescens, 2183 nucleotides. RefSeq lists its product as uncharacterized. The coding region runs from base 95 to 2083 and encodes 662 amino acids. The record is from RefSeq and is a predicted model, not a curated record. The transcript has 15 exons. NCBI's taxonomy places the organism in Eukaryota, Fungi, Basidiomycota, Agaricomycetes, Agaricales, Physalacriaceae.